AUGCCGUCCUUCCCUCAGCAGUAUGACUACGUUGACUCGGGCAGAUUCCACUACGGCUACGACCGUGAAGAAUACCCUCACUACGAACAACAACACGACAACGGCGGCGUCAUGUCACCUUGCGUUCAACCUCACUCGCGCACCAUCUCGCGUCCUCGUGUUGGUAUGGCUUGCGAGCACUGUCGUAAAAGCCGACUCGCUCACGUCACAUGUGUCUACGUCAAGGUGACCCCCGAGCAAAACGCGUCAGGCACCUACCGCAGCGGUGCUGGCUUUUCAUCGAGCGUCAUCGAUGACAUCAACACUCAGCGUGCCAGUGGAAUUCCCAACGCUCCAGCUCUGCCUCAGACUGGCACUGUCCUUCAGUCCAACCAACCCCAGCAGCCAUCGAGCGGCUACUUCUACGAUGGUCGAUACCAGGCAGCUCCCGGCACCAGCACGGGGGCGAAUGCGAUAUUCAACGUUGGUGCAGGCAUCAAGGGUUCUUCUCGUCGUCCGUCGGUGAUGGCUCCUUAUGCAAGGAAGCAGAGUUUUGAAGCAGCUUCGGUGAUCACUACUGCUGGUGGUUACUACCGCUACGACCCGAUCCCCAACGACGCAAACACUCUACCAGUUGCAGGUGGACUCAACAUCCUCACCCCUCAUCUGAACACGAACACCACUUCGUACUACACCAACUCGACGUUUCGUACCCCUAUCACCGAACCUCAACCUGAAAGGUCCAUGUCAGCAUUCACUCCACAACCUUGCCUCGUCGAAUACCAGACUUCAUCUCCGAUUCACACUCCCACUGCCACUCCCACCCGCCCACAAUCUGCCCUCCUCGCUCACCAUCAGCAGCAAUGCCUUAGUUGUUCACCCACAACCACCGCGACUUCCCCCUCCUAUUUGACCAACCUCCCUUCGUUGGAGAGAGCUCCGUCCAGAACGGAUUCUUGUUCGGUUGCUUCGCCCGAGACUUCUCCCCACCAUGCUGAGGAUUCCGCCACCGUUUGGGGUGGCGAGCAAAAAAAGCAGUACUGGGGUGGUUCGCAGCAGAAUUGGGAUUCGCAGGCAGCCGCUGCUGGAGAGGAAGUCGCUAGCUGGGCAAGUCAAGUGAACCCUGGUGGAAACGGUAAAGCUUGGGAUCCAGUUGUGUCGCAUUACCUGCAACAGCCUAGUCAUAGCCCAAUCUAG
Molecule: messenger RNA, 1176 nt
Organism: Ustilago hordei
Lineage: Eukaryota; Fungi; Basidiomycota; Ustilaginomycetes; Ustilaginales; Ustilaginaceae
Exons: 5
Coding region: 1-1176 (391 amino acids)
Source: RefSeq, a predicted model, not a curated record